Molecule: messenger RNA, 2031 nt
Organism: Truncatella angustata
Lineage: Eukaryota; Fungi; Ascomycota; Sordariomycetes; Amphisphaeriales; Sporocadaceae
Product: uracil phosphoribosyltransferase-domain-containing protein
Exons: 2
Coding region: 1-2031 (676 amino acids)
Biological process (GO): L-serine biosynthetic process; dephosphorylation
Cellular component (GO): cytoplasm
Molecular function (GO): magnesium ion binding
Source: RefSeq, a predicted model, not a curated record
AUGGGGCCUGAGAUUGAAGCGGCUGCCGUCGACGUCAAAGAUAAACCUACAAUCAUCGGCCUUUAUGGCGUCUCUGGAUCUGGGAAGACUCAUCUGCUCAACCAGCUUAGCUCUGCAAUCAUCGGAGAACUGGUACCCGGCGGCCUUGACUCGUUCAAGAAAGCGGACGUACAAGAGCAGCUCUACUGGCGUGAGUUGGCCAUAAGAACCAUCAGCGACAAAUGUUCCACAAGUGGCAGUGUCGGGAUUGUCGCAGGCCACUUCAUGUUUUGGUCCGGGGACGAGACUAUGGCCCCGGAACAUGUCUGUACCGAAGCGGAUCUGAAUACCUACACACAUAUUUUGUACUUGGAGGUCCCUGCCGAUGUUGUUGCUAAACGACGUCGAGCCGAUGAGCAUCGUUGCCGCCCCGAAAUAUCGCCCGAAAAUCUUCAGAGAUGGCAGGAUGCGGAGAUUGAUGGCUUGCGAUAUGUAUGUCACAAUAGAGGUAUAUUGUUCCACGUCCUGCACGUUGAUGAAUCCGCGCUCGGCCCAAAGGUAUUGCAACUUUGCAAGAUCUUUCAGCUGACUGAAGUGGACUACCGCACGAAGAUCAACGACGGGAUUGAUGAAAUGGUAUUCGAGCAUGACGAUUUAGAGACCAUGCUAGUCCUAGACGCCGACAAAACACUGGCCGAAGUGGAUACCGGUGUCUUGUUUUGGCAAAGGGUUCAGAAGAACAUGUUGCCACAGGCGAAUGGCAAGCUUUAUACUUUGCAAAGACUUUUUGGGGGCCCACUCGGGUACUCGCUCAAUGCUUUCCUACAGACAGCGCUUUUGCACGAAGAGAUCGAUAGCGAAAGGAAAUUUGAGACAUUAUGCGAGGAUGUUGCUUCUGGGGUUACCAUGUAUCGCGAAUUCGUUUCGAUGCUUGAAGCCGUGGUGGCACAUAAGCACGUUGGGAUCAUUGUUCUUACGUGCGGAUUGCAACUAGUAUGGGAAAAGAUCUUGCGGAAGGCAGGUCUGCUUGGCCGCGUCAAAGUCAUCGGCAAUGGACGCAUCGAUCAUGAUUGCCUCGUCACCCCCGACCUGAAAGCCACCGCUGUGCGACGCCUAAGAAAUCAUCACCAUAUAAGUGUCUGGGCAUUCGGGGACAGCCCUCUAGACCUGCCAAUGCUGAAGGAAGCUGAUCAGGCUAUUGUCGUUGUCGGUGAUGAGUACAGCCGAAGCAAAUCCAUGGAGACAGCCCUGGCAAACGCCAUAGGGGUCAACGGAUUUAAGGCACGACAAACUCUACUGCCUCAUACUGGAGAGCCACGCCUGGACCAGGUAAAGUUACCUGUUGUUCAGCUUUCAGACCAAGACCUACUAGACAACAUCGUUGGUCGACGUUUCUCAGAUCGAUUAGGCGCUAUGCCCGGCAAGCUUCAUGUAUUUGAGGCAACCGAAAAGGAUGCAGCCAAACUGCUCAUGACUCCGACACGUGACGCCCAGCUUGCUGGUCCGCUUUUGAGAGAAGCCCAUCGCCGUGUGGGAUGGUAUCUCGCAGUUGACCUCCUGACAAGUGUGAUUGGGCUCGAAGAUUACCUAGUCCCGCAUGUGCAAGGUCAUCAGACAAAUGGCUUCCGUCUCUGUGCCGAGUCGCGCACCAUCAUCGUGGCGCUGAUGCGCGGCGGAGAACCUAUGGCGCUAGGGGUGAAUGAUGCUUUCCCGUUGGCUUCGUUUCUCCAUGCCCAUAGACCGGGUGAUCUGAAGUUGCAGCAUCUCGUCGGACAUGACAAUGUGAUACUCGUUGAUUCUGUAGUGAAUAGUGGUAAAACGCUGGUUGAUUUUGUCCAACACGUGCGGUCGCUGGCGGUCAAUACCUGCAUUGUCAUUGUUUCGGGAGUUGUCCAAGCUGGGGCAAUUGCGAUAGGAAAUCCGGUUCGUGAUGCACUUGUACGGGAAGGAGAUGUUAGUCUUGUUGCUCUGAGAGUGUCCGAGAACAAGUUCACGGGGAGAGGCACAACUGACACGGGCAACCGCCUCUUCAACACGACACAGCUGGAGUGA